AUGGAUACGACUAUUUUCAAACAACUCGUUGAGGCUAUUCACAAACAACGGGUAGAAACCUGCUUCAGUCUUCUAAAUCACCCACCUCUGCAGUUAGUGCAAGUUAACCCAGAUAACAAAGAGUGGUACUUCGUGGUUCUUGAGAAUAACCUUAGUGUUAUAUCCAAGCAAGUAACCACCUCUGCGGAUCCUAAUCAAACACUUCAACGGGCACUCCAGGUUACUGUGAAGCUCGCUAACACCUAUGCUCGACGCGAGGCCCUCCUUGAAGAAACUCUUAAAGAAAUCAACACAGUCGUUCAAUUGGAAGACCCAAUAGCCACGAUAACAGCACUUGUUGAACAGAACGAGAGCCUAAAUGGUAUUCCCAAAAGAUUGCUGAAGAUUCAACUUGAAGAUGAGGUGGAAGCUGCAAUGAAACUGCAUCCGUUGGCACUACUUAUCCACGAAGAACUUCGUGAUGCAACAAAAGAGAAGGGGAAAUGUCUAAAUUAUGAUGAGAUGCUGGCAUUUUUGCGAGCCUUAGAAAAAGUUAUCCAGCUAAACGAAGCUCUAAGUGGGAAAAAUGAUAAGGAGGUUCUUAAAGCACUCUUAUCGAAAGAUUCUCUGUGGGAGAAUGUUCUAGAAUCAAAAGUAAAUUUGUCUUCUUUAUACUUCAGUAAACUCUUCAGUAAGAGGAACACAAAAUUUUCAGCUAAAGGUGAGUCAACCCUCCUGACCCACGCUGAAAUCCAGCAGGUUGUCGAUGAGGUUGCUAAAACCAAUCGUAAAGAAUAUAAGGAUUUGGCGAUCUCAGCUACAGAAAACUUUGGCAAUGAGGAGAAAUGCUUGACAAAACAUGCGAACUUAGAGGAACCAAAGCCCAAUAGAAGAACAGGGAAAAGUAAAUCACCCGUUUACCCUAAAACAAACUUAACCCCCUCCUCCGUGGACACCUCCGAUCAUUAUCUCGCUCUUUUGCGUCAGAACCUUGAACCGGGAAACGAGUUCAGGCUCUGGGGGUGGCUUCAAGCCUUAAAAGCCACUGGUUCCCUCACAGGCCUAAAGGGUGACCUUUCAGCAGAAAAUGUCGACCUCUAUCGACGUGCAUUGAGAAAGCUCCCUGUUUUGACAACGUCUGGCGUUGCAAUGGCAGUAGAAAAGGCCCAUGAGAUAUAUUCCAGAGCCCAGUUGCUAGGACUGGUAUUGGCGGAAAUUAACCAAGCCUUGGAAGAGGGUGAAAGAAGUGUUCUAGACAAGCAGUUCAUGGAGUUUAUUAACAGGGAGAAAGCGGCUCAUUUAAAACUACGUUCCGCUGUUAUAUCAUUGGAUUUAAACCAAGAAAAUAUUAACGCCUAUGUAGAAAGUUUAAUUAAGUUAAGGAAUGCAAAGUUACAGUCAAAUUGUAAAGGGACAGCUGUCGAUUCCACUUGCAGUGGUGACAGUCGCCUUGUGUCGAAGUGCGGCUGGCUCCGCACGAGUCUUCCACACAGGAAUGGUGAAAAUGACCACUUCUACUACAACAUCAAGUCCGGUGAAUUAAUAUGGCGGCCCUCCUACACAACUCCUGAGCCCAGCUGCACCGACCCCUUUUUACUGAAUCGUGAGGAAAUUGCCGAAUGCGUAAAUCAGGUGAAUAAAUCAAGCAAAGCACUGGGAGACGGGUUGCAGAACGUAACCAGACCGUUCCCUCAGUCUGCAUUCAACAUUCUUGAAUGUCUGAUCCGAGCUUUCCUUGUGAAACGACAUCACCUGGAAUGGGCCUAUACGCUCAAUGAAGGCAUGGAAAAAAUUUGCAAGAGUAGGGAACUUCUUGUGGGAAUCAAAGGCUUCCAAGCCCUUUGGAGGGGGUAUUUUACUCGCCAAAAGUAUGCAGCCUAUAUUGCCACGUUAAAUUCACCCAAAUUAAAGUUUGCAGCGGCGCGAAUCGUCACUUAUAUCAGGCACCACAGGCGACGUCGAAUGAUUGAACGCACAUUGGAAGGAGUCUGGCGAAUCCUUAGAGGAGUAAGAAAAGCUCAGGCAAUGUGGCGAGGCCAUGUUCUUCGUAGAGCCCUCGCCUCCUCACUGUCACUAGCACUCAGUCCCAAUUAUCUGUCAACUUCUCGCCGGCCACUGUACUGGCUCGGAAGGCUGUUCAAAUGCGCUCUGGUGCCCAAGGCAGCAGACAACAUAUAUGAUACCCAGUUGGGGUGCUUCCAUGCUGCACAGAAAAUUGAGGACCAGGCGUGCCUCCUAGUCAGGCUUGAUAAUGAAAUCGGGCGUCUGCAAAUGAUCAUCUCUUUAAUAGAUCGAGUUCACCACGACGCGUGUGCUUCCACCUUGAAACACAAACGCAGUAGUUCUGCAAAUUGUGUAUCCACGGCUACUAAAUGCGCUGCUGAAUCUCUGGUUAUGAUCGGAGAAAAUGUAGUCAAGCAAACGCCAGAGGAGCAAGUCGGCAGGAGGUAUGAGGGCCUUCUAUUCCUUCUUUACACACAACCAGAUUAUUUAGCAAGACUCUUUGCUGAGUUGCCGUCACACCUGCUGUGGCAAGAGAAGCCAGUGGCCAAUCCAGAGGCAUACAAAGCGAGCGAGUUUGGGCUCAUGCUUGAACGAAUUAUUCUUAGCCUGUAUAAUUAUGGAAUGAGCUUAGGUGACGAAACAAGUCUUCUCUUUUUGGUUAUACGAAUACUCCAUUUGCAAGUAGCCACCAGCUCCUGGUGUGCAAUUAUGGAGGAGAGGAGUCAUUUCGCUCUGCGACUUGUAGUAUCGAUGACGCAUGUGAGCCAUUCAUUAGACGGUAAGCAUGCGAAAACGGGGAUUUCGCGGCUAUUGCCACUUUUGCAAGAAAUCCUCUCAGGCGACCGGGAGGGAUGCAAGGCAAAGGAGGGUGCUGGGGUCCCAAUGCCUGGAGGCGACGCGCACUCCUCUUGGACAACAGUGAAGUGGCACCCCACACCCCCAGAAGUCGGCCAUGGGAGUGCUUUGAAAGAAACUCGGACCACGGCAAGUGCCUUCUUUCACAAAAACAAAAUCCGUUUGUUUUAUGAAAAUCUGCCAUCGACAUUGCCGCCGCCCCAAGCCAUGUUGAAGGUGUUUGACUUAUCAUGGCUUGCCCACGCUGCUGAACGGUUUUUCUACAUUCUUUUCGAAGAAUCGGGGGGUGUCAUCUUACCACCCUGUCUUCAACAUGUUAUGCAAGAGUUCUUUGUCCUUCUUCGUCAGAAGUAUCCCAGCCAACCUGUUAAGGAACAUGUCAAGUUUUUAGGUUUGCAUGUAUUUUACCGUUACAUACACUCCAUCAUAAUUGCUCCUGAUGCAUUUGCCCAAACACACUGUGAGCCUGCGGAAAGAGCCCCCCUACCAACCACUGGACCGGGAUUUGGCGGACGAAGGUGUCUCGCUGCCCUCUCUCGGCUGCUUUGCUUUGUGGUGGAGAACAAGGGAUUUGUUGGCAAGGGAACGUCAGGGCAACAGGCGAUGGUGUUUAACCCCCUCAUCAAGGCCUGGCAUGCCAAAUUCAAGCAGUACCUGCUGAACACUCUGAACGAAAAGAAACCACGAAGGACGCCAGCUGGCAUUAUGAAACGCCAAGUCGAUGGGUGGAUAAGGCGACUGCCUUACGCUGGCCCAAAGCACGAAUGGCUAGAACUGCAGCCCUGGAGAAUGGAGGAGGCAGAAGACAAAAAGAAAACCAUCACUCUCGCUGUGGACGAACUAGCUGAGCUCCAUCGACUAAUUAACGCAUACAAGGAGAAGAUAGCACCAAACGCCCAUGAUCCACUUCACAUUGAGCUAGAAAAAAUCGAUCGUCUCCCGCAGGUUCUGUUCCGUCACCCCAAGGUUAACGAAGACGAAGAAAAUCCUGAUAUUGUGGAGGAUGAAACAAGGCCCACCAGCAACAACAAGGUCACAAAUCACAAAGCCAAAAGGAAGAAACCUCGGCGUAAACUCUUUGGCAGUAAACUGCGUUCCGGUUCAACCUCUAGACUAGAAACAUUUUCCCUUCAUGACUACAUGUCCUUGAAUAAGCUUUCUACACCGUCAUUCCGCUGUGCAAAUACUGAACGAACGAUAAACACGAGAGCCAGUUCCCUUGGACAAAACAGCAGCAAUAGCCACGGCCCAAAUUUGAUUCCAUCAGAAAAUACUGACACGUUUGCUCACAAACCCUUACUGCGCUACUACCGACUUUCGUCUGGGGAUUCCACUGACGUUAUACUCGCUUCCGGGCACCAAAUUCCAAUAGCAAUCCAGGCGAUCUCUCCGAUGCAGUUUGCAAACGCUUGCCUCUACGCAGUAAAGGCGGUGGGGACCCGCAGUACCGAAUGCUUCACCUUCGGUCCUCCUGACGGUCGCAAUCAGCUAUCGGUAAAACCACUUUUUGGCUGGGCUGAACCGCUUCCAUUCUGUAAAGCAUCAAAGGCACCUUUUAGGCGGAAGCCCUCUAUGCUAGACGGGGGCGACGUGCGGAACAGGCCGUUAGCUUCUAACGGUGCAGAUGGUGUGGCAAUUUCUGAGGCUUCAGUGGACUGUAAAAGUGCACCUGCAACGGCAAAAGUGAGGGAGCUCGGUGUUGAUUGGAUAAAUGCAAAGCGAGAAAUGAUCCAUAUUUUUUCUUGGAUAGAAAUACACAAGAAAUGUGUGCACAGGGACGCAGCUCCCGAACCACGGGACGGCCCGGCGGGCGUGCCAGGCUGGCUCUGUCUGUUUCUGGCGUGGUUGGCUCGUGUCGAGGUCACUUCAGAAACUUAUUUCCCAAAACGCACCCAUUCUGCACUCUGCGGUGACGACUUCGCAUCGAUUAGACAUCUUCAGCAAAGUAUACAUAUUUUGCAGGCCGCAGUCACACACAUUCAGGCCUUCUUUGGUUUAAACCAUGCCACAAUUUGGCAUGAACUUCUGGCUGCGAUUAUCCGAGACAUAUUCCACUUUGAUGCGAUUUGCAUUCGCUCAGUGUGGCAGUCACUUGGGGAUCGCCUAUCAAUUGUGAAUAAUAAUCUAGAGGACCGAAUUCACCGACGGCGAAAGGCGAUAGCUGCCUUGAAUGACUUCAUUUCAACUUGUUUGCAACCUCGGCCGGUAUGGAGUAGCAAAUUCUCCAUAAGGACCCCCAACGUUGUUGGUGUGAGCCUACCAUUCUCCUAUCUGGUGAGCCAUGGGAUAGUGGCCGGCGGUAAGUGCACCCUCUCGGACAAACAAAUGAGGAAUAUGCGUCUUGAGAUAGUCGCCCACCUGUCCGUGCCAGGCCGCUUCUGCCUAACCGUGUACCUCCUGAGUGUGCAGUGGGAAGAACCCCAGGAAUUGUACAUCCCCGACCUCCUGCUUCAGAUGCACGCAGACAACACCACUCUACCCUUCUUCUCGGAACAGCUUUGGCUUAACUUGAUGCCGCUGGUGAAAAUGAUGUUUAAAAAGUUUUACCACGAUUCACUGCCCUCCCUGAGCAGUAUUAGCGAGUCAAACGGCUAG
This is a messenger RNA of Mesocestoides corti, 5433 nucleotides long. Lineage: Eukaryota; Metazoa; Platyhelminthes; Cestoda; Cyclophyllidea; Mesocestoididae. The record is from the annotation of a GenBank genome assembly.